AUGUCGAACCCGAGGAGAUUUGCCGCUAGUGUGUCAACUGUUGCUGAGAGCGCUUCCGACAGUAUUAGUUUACCAGAAGUAACAGUACCGAUCUCACGGGCACUUAGCACCGUGGAGCGGCGCGGGGAGAAGCGUACUCGCUCGCCUGAUCCGACCGAUAAAAGCAGCGAAGACAGUGACGUUCCGCUGUGGCUCCGAGGCGCGGAAACCUCAGAAUCCGACGAAGACGAUAGUCCUGCUGCGUCUACGCCUGUAGCGCCUACCCCGAUUAGUCGUACGCCGCGACACAGUCCAAUCGGUCCAAAGGCUAGCACUCGGUCAGGAGUGAAUAUAGCGGAUGAAGGAAACCCUGCGGAUAAUGUCUCUAGCAAAAGCUUGCCCGCUAAGGCAAACCAGAUCGAGGUAGUAGAUCUCACGAACGUGGGACGAAUGCCUCCCCCUCCUCAUCCAGUCGAGAGGCUUAUGCAGUCAGAAAGCCCGGCCCCAAGGUCGACAGCCAAUUUUGGGGCGUUAUACGACAAGGGGGAUAUGCUCACUGCGGAUAGACAUACACGCAUGCAGGAAUGGAUCGCGACGGCUGAAGUGGCCCACCUAAGUCAGGCACCUGUCUCACGAUCGCAUGAAGGGUUAAGGAGAUCUUCAUCGCUUAUAUCAACAGAUCCUCGAUUUGUGCAUCUCACUGAGAGGACGCCGAGAGAAUCUCGCGGGCGCCCUAAUGAUAGGUCGACGACAAGUAGUAGUCGGCCCCGACAGAGAUCUAGCGUCCUAGCCGAUCUGACUACCGCCGCCCGGCUAGAGCGCAGUGUAGACUGGGCCUCGGUGAUGGAUGAGGGAUCAUCGACAACAAGCAGACCGUCGAGAGAAUCCGAGCGGGCUUCACUAGCACUAACCGAUAUAACGGAGCCAUUAAGGGAUAAAGCGCCAACCAGCCGACGGCCGCAGCCCCGUGCAAGGUUUGCGGCACCGGUCUUGCAGGCGAAUCUCAAGAGAGAGGAUAAGCUAAUCGACGAGUGUGUCCGACAACUAUCUAAUAGUCGCCCAAAGCCGCCGGAUCCAAAGAAGCGACGACGGGAGCGGGUGCUAUGGUCCCGUGAGGAGAUUGCGGCCCUGAUACGGCUAUGGUGCGUCCACGGAAAUUCCUGGGCGUGGAUUAAGGCAGAGGAUGAGAAUGCUAUAAGACCUGUGUUGUAG
Messenger RNA from Penicillium cataractarum, 1191 nucleotides. RefSeq lists its product as uncharacterized. The coding region runs from base 1 to 1191 and encodes 396 amino acids. The transcript is spliced from 3 exons. The record is from RefSeq and is a predicted model, not a curated record. Lineage: Eukaryota; Fungi; Ascomycota; Eurotiomycetes; Eurotiales; Aspergillaceae.